GGAAUUUAAUGGUGAAAAAGAAAGUCAAUCAGACGCUGAGUCCCGCCUUCUGAGAUUGGCCGGUAACCUAGCAACGCAGUCACCUCGGUGGUUACCACGGAUAGAAAAACCUGAAGCCCUCGGACCAGGGUUGCCAGAGACAAUAAAAGCAGGAAGCCCAGAUAGUCUACCAAAGUCUCAAUCUCUCAGGGCGUACAAAGGCGAAGAAGACCGCUCAUAAAAUGGCUUUGGACAUCCUUGCCGUGGGCCCUCUCUACGAAGACCCUGACGUCAACAGAGUAAGGCUGAUAGCACAGACAACCAAAAACUCCACCGCCCCGCCAAAACGCUUGCCUCCUAUCAAGACCAAACUCACCACCAUCGAGACCAAGAGGAUCAUGUCCGUCCUGGACGAGACCAUUCACAAGGUGGAGUUGGUGACCCUGCUGUCAUACGUGGCAUCCAGUUCCAAGAAUUCGGAGGGGAUGCUGGGGGAGGACAUCAUGAAAGCAGUGAGAGAGCACCAGGACCUUUGCCAGAUCCUCGUGGAUCGUGUCAGUUACCUGCAGGAGGAAGAAAGGCAGUUGCAGGAGGAAGAAGAGUUCGAGGAUGAACCGUCGUUCCGAGACCGUGUCCUCUCCAUAGAGGUGCAGAAAUCCCACCUCCCACCCCUUAUGCAGCAGAUCAAAGGAUCCACCAAGAACAUCGUGAGACUCCUGCUCAGUAGCCCCCAGGCUGCCAGGCUGUUGCAGGUGCAGACCCUGGGCAGAAGUGUGGAAGCCCAGAGUUUUAUUGAUAGCCUGGUAGAACUCCGAGGUUUCCUGUUUGAGAAGCUACUCACUAGUCCCAUGGAAGCCAGAGACAAGACUCAGUUCAUCCAGGACAUCACCAGACGGAAUCAGAGGAACCAAGAAAUCAUCGAUACUCUGGAAAAUGAAUUGGCAGCCUGCGUGAGGAACAGGGAUGCAGAGGUGGAGAAGGAGAACGUCGUGAUCCAAGAACUGAAAAACCACCUGCACCAGCUGCCCAAGCUCUCAGAGAACAGCCUCCUUCGCACCAAGAAGGAGGCCAAGAAGCAGCAGAAGGCGGACUUCCGGGCCUCACAGGCCCGGGUGGCCAAGACCCAGCAGGAGAUCCUGCUGCUGCAGGCGCAGUUCAACAGCCUGGUCAUGGAGAACUGGGAGGCAGAGCAGGCGCUGAGGAAGAAAAAAUAUAAAGUGGAAACGGAAAUUGAGAACUGGAUCCAGAAAUACGAUUUGGAGAUGAGUGAAAAGCAGGAUGAGUACGAGGAGUUGGAUAUCAUCCACAAGGAGGAGAAGCUGCAGCUGGAGGAGCUGAAGAGACGGCAUGACGUGCUGGUGGAAGAGUUCUCCCAGAUCCAGGCCGAGCAGGAGAUCAACACCAAGAAGAGGCUGGAAGCCGAGCAGGAGAUGGUGCACAUGGUGCGGGCUGCCAUGCUCAUCCAGGCCCUGUGGAGGGGCUACCUGGUCCGCUCCAUGCUCAGGUCCAAGAAGAGGAAGUGGAGCAAGAGCAGAGGGAAGAAGGACAAGGGCAAGGGCGAGGGCAAGGGCAAGGGCAAGGGCAAGAAAUGAGUCCCUCCCCCCAGCCUGCCCAGACCCCUGCCCUCACCAAGAUCUUACCUCUCACUCAAGAGCCGGCCUGGAAGCCCCUGGGAUGUGGAGCCCUGCGAUUCAUGGCCUUAACACUUUUUCAAAAUUAAAAACACUUUUAAACCACAGCCUACAAAUAAACUUCACUUUACCCAGGGCCAUUGGGUGCGUGUCCAUGCUGCAGGUGCCGUUUCCACGAGGGGAACACACAGGCUGGGUGUCAGCACGUAACCAUUCCUUCCUUUAGCCUCGCUGGGAAGCUGGACCUUGGGCUGCAUCUCCCUCGGUCCCAGCCCAGAAGCUGCCAUGAGUGCGAUGGACACAUCACCCACCAGGACAGCUGGGUGUGGGUCACAGCUGCCCACAGGGGAGGGCGGGGCAGGCAGAGAACUCCAGGAGGAAGAGGGAGGGUUUCAGGCUGCACUCUGCCCCUGCUCUGGAUAUCAAUUUGCCCACAACCUCUCCCUGGUUUAGCACCGUGAAAGCUCAGGGGUCCUGAGGUCAUAAACCAGCAACCUCACAU
Messenger RNA from Globicephala melas (long-finned pilot whale), 2112 nucleotides. It is a transcript of the gene DRC10, whose product is annotated as IQ motif containing D. Lineage: Eukaryota; Metazoa; Chordata; Mammalia; Artiodactyla; Delphinidae. Gene Ontology annotation, molecular function: protein binding. The record is from RefSeq and is a predicted model, not a curated record.